AAGCCCUAUAUCACAAGAAGAAAAUUCAGAAGUCACAACACUCCGACUUGAACCAAUCGAAAUUCAAAAGACAGAGAGAGAUAGAGUAGAAACAAUGGAAAUACCUGACGUCAAUUCAUGGAGCGCCGAAGCGAAUUGGACAAUCGCUCAUGGCUCUCUGGAUUCUUCUAUCACCUUCGACUCUUCAGAUUCUCCGAUCGACUCCGAAACCACCGUCAAUUCCACGCUCAAAUCUCCCCUUAUCUUGAAGCCUUCGUCGCCCGAUUGUGGCUCUUGCGAGAUCAAGAUUAGUUUCACGCAAAGUCAUGAGGUCAGGCAGGUAUACAUUCGAAGUACAGCUCGAGUCUAUGAGAUAUAUUAUGUACCUGGUCUGCAGAGUAGCAAUGAGUAUCUCUGUACUGUUCGCUGUGGCAUUGCUUCUAGAGACGGAGAGUCACUCCAUGCAGCUGAUAUUGAAGAAUCUGUUGCAAAUUGGAAUGGGUCUGCUGGAGAAUUGGCUAAGGAGAAAUUUAAGCAUGAGGGCAGUGUCGGCAGCAGUGAAGAUGACUGGGUAGAGGUGAAAGUUCCUAAUUCUCCUCUACAAGAUAACAGAACCAGUUCUCUGCCAGAAAAGAUUGACGCCAACAGGGGCACAAGCGUUCAGGACUUAUACGAGGCUACAGCUGAAAUUACUGAUGCAGACCCUUGCAUUUCCCUUAUGCUUCGUUUGCUAUCCCUUCAGAGUAAAGAGUGCGUAUAUGUUGAUGAAAUUUACAUAUUUGCGGACCCUGUUGGGUCAGCUGAUACAGAACAGGCAAUUCCGGUGGGAAACCCAGCUGGAAGUUCACUUGUGGCCAUGCUUGUCCCUACACUUUUGCAACUGUCAAAAACUGGUAUAAGCCGAAUACAAGAUAAGCAUGAAUCUGUUAUAAUGGAGAAACCAGAUUCCCUGGAAAUUGGAUCUAGAACAAUUGGUUCAACCAAUAUUGCAAAUGCAACUCAGCAGGAAGAACAAUCCUGCAUAGCUGAUCAAAAACAGGAUCCGAAAUUGCAAGAUGUGAAUGGGGCUACAGCUAAUCAAAUGAAGAUUCCUGAACAAGUUUUAGAUAGAGAAGAAAAACAUGGUUCUAUUGCAAAAAAUGAUCUGCCAUUUAGUCAAAUUGAAAGAACCUUGGAACAGCUUGUUUCUCGAGUAAGCAGAAUAGAAGAUAUCUGCUCAAGGUUUGAAGAGAACAUGCUAAAGCCCAUAAGCAUCAUGGAGGCAAGGCUCCAGCAUGUAGAGCAGCAAAUGGAAGUAUUCACCAAGAAUUCCCAAUGUUCAGUAUUGACCUGUGGUACACGGUUCUUUGCUCCUGCAUUUUCUUGCAAUGAAUCCGGUUCGAGCUCAUUCUACAAUGAUGGAAGUGAUUAUCCUGCUUGCGGGGGAUUGGACUUGAAAAAGAAGGAUUCCCCUUCUGCUAACCCUCCAAACCAACCUGAAGACGUGUCUACCUCAGUUAAUGCAGCACAGUUUGUGCCAAGUCUUGUGGUCACUGCCCCUGAGUUUUCUUGUGGUGAUGAUGAGGAAGAUGAUGCUUUGGAAUCACAAAUGGAUUCUCCACAAGAAAAACCUAAGAAGGGUUUGUCAAUUGAUGAUGCUUUAGCUGCUGCACUUAACGGAUUAAUAUCUACGAGUAUUGUCCAGACUACAGAAUGUACCCAAACUCUUACGGUUAAAGCUCCUGAAUUUACCACCGAGGAAAAUGGUAAUGAAGAUGAACUAGCUUCACCCGGUGUUCAAAAUGAAAAGCAUGUGGUUCCUUCUACCUAUUUGUGCAAAUCUAAUGGAAUAUCUACGAGUAUUAUCCAGACUACAGAAUGUACCCAAACUCUUAAAGUUAAAGCUCCUGAAUUUACCACCGAGGAAAAUGGUAAUGAAGAUGAACUAGCUUCACCCAGUGUUCAAAAUGAAAAGCAUGUGGUUCCUUCUACCUAUUUGUGCAAAUCUAAUGGAACUGAACCCACAAUUGAAUCGGGUUCAACUUCCAGUGAUGCUUCUUCUGUAGAGGGCAUAUGUCAUGUGACAAGAAAUCUUAGUGAUGAAGACUUCGAGGAAACAUCCAAAGGACUUGAUGGACAAAACCAGUUUGAUGAAGAAGGAAGUAGUUGCGGUUCUCCGAGUAUGAAUGUUGAGUGUCCACCCAUUCAAGCUGAAAGCACUGAAGAUAUUGCAGAACAAGGGUCAUGCAAAGAUUUGUUACAUAAUGCUUUCAAAUCUUCAUGUGCUUCUUCUACACUAGAUUUUGAGACUCCUAUCUUGGAUGUGAAAUUUGCUUCAUGGGGAAUUUCUACUACCAAAACCCUUCUCGAAGCCCUUUUGUCUGAUGUGCCAGAAUAUGAUGUUCAAACACCUCAUGUCCAGGAAAGUGAUGAUGGUUCUGCUGAGCAAAAAAACAUAAUUUCUGGUGAAGAUAGGGAAUCAAUAGCUCCUCUGAUUGUUAAUCAUCCUUUGGUGGAUUUGGACAGUCAUGAAGUAAGAGAUGUGCCUGCAACCAUGGAGGGUGAAGAACUGCAGCAUCCUCGUGCAUGUGACAGAACGUGUACAAGUCUCAUAUGAAACUUUUCAUAUAUAAUUUGUAAAAAUCUCUCUUCAAUCUUACACGACCAAUUCUGUAAGAUCAGAUUUCUAAAACUAGCAGAGGACCAUUCUAAAUAUAUACUUCUCAAUGUUUCCUGGAA
Cornus florida is the source of this 2697-nucleotide messenger RNA. RefSeq lists its product as uncharacterized. NCBI's taxonomy places the organism in Eukaryota, Viridiplantae, Streptophyta, Magnoliopsida, Cornales, Cornaceae. The transcript is spliced from 3 exons. The coding region runs from base 95 to 2575 and encodes 826 amino acids. The record is from RefSeq and is a predicted model, not a curated record.